ACGUGGCCCUGCUCCGCUGCUCGCAUACAUAGAGACGCGUUCGCUGGCCAAGAGCCGAGCUGUGGCGCUUAAGGGGGCGGGGCCACGGCCCGAGAAGCUGACGUGGCCCCGCCCCUUCGCCUACGCACCCACGCACUCGCUGGGCCUGCUGAGGUACGGCGCCGUAGUGGGCGGGGCCACGGCCCGAGAUGCUGACGUGGCCCCGCCCCCUUCGCCCACGCGCCUGCGCACCCGCGCACUCGCUGGGCCUCCUGAGGCGCGGCGCCGUAGGGGGCGGUACCACGUCCGGAGAAUCGGACGUGGCCCCGCCUCCCCAAGUCCCGCCUACGCACCCACGCAGCCAAUAGGCGAGCUGAGCUGUGACGCCGGCCCUGGGAGCUUGCGUGGCUCCUCCCACCGACGCAGCCGGAGGGCAACCGAGGCCACCAGGAUGUCCCGCCCCUGGCUGCUGGUGGCGGCCGCGGUGGCUUUGACCUUGACCCUCACCGGCGGGGUCCCCGGGGGCCGGGCGGCCGAGCAGAGGCACCAAGACCUGGACAACCUCUUGGUGGAGGCCCAGAGCCUCCUCCUCCUCGGGGACAGCCUCGACCGGCUACAAGGUGACCUCCAGAGGCUCGAAGGCCACCAGAGCGAGCCCUCGACCGAGUUCCAGGGCCUCCACCCCACCGGCCUCUCCAAGCGCCAGCAUCCGGGAAAACGGGAGCCGGACUCGGAAGAGGGGGAAGUCGAGGAAGAGGAGGAGGAAGGGGGCGCAGGGGGGGGCCCCCACAAACGCCAGCACCCCGGCCGGCGGGAGGACGAGGCCUCGUGGGCGGAGGCCGGAGGCCGGGACCGGAGGCAGCACCCUGGGAGACGCCUGGCGGAUCCUGAGGCCCAAAGGAACCGGGAAGUGGAGGACGAGGAAGAGGAGGAGGAAGGACUGACACCCCAGAAACGUCAACAUCCGGGCAAGAGGAGGCUGGGAGGCCCGUGUGGGCCUCUAGGAGGCUGCGGUGCGGCCAACCUCCUCCUGGGGCUUCUAGAAGAUUCCAGCAGGGCCCGGGGGUCCGAGCAGAGGAAACGCCAGCACCCGGGGCGGAGGGCGGCCUCCGUUUGGAGGCCCCUGGUCGAGUGAACCUCGUUUCCCGUCGGGUUCGGGGGUCUAAGAACGUUUGGAGGCCUGUGGGGUCCCCGAUUUCCCUUGUCCCCUUAGGGCCCUGGGCAAAAAGCUGGCCCCUGCCUGUGUAGACACAUGCCCCAAGCGCCCCCAGCCCUGGCCCCCUUCCUAAUUUAGCCAGCCUCCAAGUUGGAAGGCCAUUGCCCCUUGCGAGAAGGGAGAGAGGCCAGACAACAAAGUCCCUGUCCCCUGGCUAUGACAGUCCCUUUGUGGCUUCUAAGGGACCCCCCCAACCUGGGAACGGUGGCCCUGCGCAGAUCGGCCACUCAGAGACAGAGUUACGGCGGGGUGGGAUGUAAGCCGCGAUGUCCGGAUCCCGGCAUCCACCGUGGCACCAUGAGGCAGGGUUGUCAAUAAACACCCGGGAUCUCUCGUGAUUGGUGGGGAAUGCUUUUGUGGGAGGGCGGAGCGAGGACCCCCAAGCCCUGUGUCCUGCCUGGGGAAGCCUGUGGCUUGUAUGUGAUAAUCUAGGCCCCGCCCCCUUGUCAGUGAUGUCAUCCCUAUGCUAAUAAAACCUCAUUUCUGGAUAA
Molecule: messenger RNA, 1686 nt
Organism: Microcebus murinus (gray mouse lemur)
Lineage: Eukaryota; Metazoa; Chordata; Mammalia; Primates; Cheirogaleidae
Source: RefSeq, a predicted model, not a curated record